Messenger RNA from Cricetulus griseus (Chinese hamster), 576 nucleotides. The record is from RefSeq and is a predicted model, not a curated record. Lineage: Eukaryota; Metazoa; Chordata; Mammalia; Rodentia; Cricetidae.
AUGGAGAGUACCCUCACAGUCCUGCAAGUGAGCCUGUACCACCCCACGCUGGGCCUGGUUGCCUUUGCCAAAGUCCCGCCACAGCUGCGUCAUGAUACCAGUCGGCUGCUGCUGGGGCGAGGGCAGGAUGCCCACGUCCAGCUGCAACUGCCUCAGCUGUCCCGACACCACCUAUCCUUGGAGCCCUACCUGGAGAAAGGCAGUGCUCUGCUGGCCUUCUGCCUCAAGGUGCUGUCCCGCAAGAGCUGUGUGUGGGUCAAUGGGCUUCCACUGAGGUACCUGGAGCAGGUCCCCCUUAGCAUUGUCAACAGAAUCUCCUUCUCUGGCAUCCAGAUGGUAGUCCGCAGAGAGGGGGGAGCCUCCCUUGAGGCCUUCGUCUGCUACUUCCAUUUCAGCUCCUCACCCCUGAUUUACAGACCCAAGGCCCAAGAGACUGACGAAUGGGAAAACAUUGUUAAGAAAGAGACUUCUCCUGUUUUGGGGGAGGCAACUCAUGAUCUCUUGGGGUCUCCCCAGGGCUCCUCCCAGACUCAGACAGCUGGUUCCAGCCAAGCCCUGGAGGAGCAAGAGAAAUAA